GGGGAGCCGACCCUCUUCUCAGGUGGGCAUGCACAGGCAGAAGAGAUGAUCCCGCCCUGGCAGGCUUCAGGGCUCCACUCUUCGGCAAUGGGCCCCGGCUCUUCGGCGCCCGAGUCGCCCUCCGAGAUGCCAGUGCCCACAGAGAUGCCCACCAGCCCAGUGAUGGACAUUGGAGAGGCACCACUACCUGUGCCAAUUGCGCCCUUGUCUGAAGGCGAAGAAGAGGCAACGGUGCAAGAGGCCGAGGUGCCAAUGCCGUUGAGGUCCGCAGGCCUUCCAUCUUCAGCCUUGGUCUCGUCCUCGAUUGGAUCACCCUCAGAAAUGCCCGUGCCCACCGAGCUUCCCACCAGUCCGGUUUCGGAGACCGACGAGGUCGAGACGGUGCAAGAGCCCACGAUUUUCUCAGGGGAGCCCACGAGACAGUUGGAUGAGAUUCCGUUCAAAUCAGCAGGUCUUCACUCCUCGGCCAUGGGCCCGAGCUCCUCGCAGCUGGAGUCGCCGUCGGAGAUGCCGGUACCUACUGAGAUGCCCACAAGUCCCAUGUCGGACAGGGAGGCGCCGCCCACACGGGUCUCAGGCAGUGAUCCGACGUUGCAGGCCGACGACAUUCCCUUGCAGUUCAGAUCCUCAGGUGCUCAUUCCUCGGCGCUUGGCCCUGGCUCGUCGCAGUUCAUGGACUCGCCUUCUGAGAUGCCGGUGCCAACACAGAUGCCGACCAGUCCAACCUCCCUUGGGGUUCUUGGCGAGGUGGGCACGGGAGAGCCGACGCAAACGCAACUCCUCCCAGG
Durusdinium trenchii is the source of this 788-nucleotide messenger RNA. The record is from the annotation of a GenBank genome assembly. NCBI's taxonomy places the organism in Eukaryota, Dinophyceae, Suessiales, Symbiodiniaceae.